AUGAGUGACGGAGGAAUUGAAAUUGAUUUCCAAGCCUUUUAUGAUAGGUUUACAAAAUUAGGGAAGGCAUAUUCUGGAUUUGAAGGUUCUCCAAAUAGUCUUCUCUUUGUACUUGGUUCGACUAAUGAGGAAAACCCUUAUCAAAAGACCACCAUUUUGCAUAAUUGGUUGCUAGGGUAUGAGUUUCCAGCUACAUUGAUUGCCUUUUUCAAGGAUAAAGGUGUCAUCAUAACCAGCAGUGCUAAGGCGAAACAUCUUUUGCCCGCUGUUACUAAGUUUGAAGGAUCAGAUUACAAACUUGAGAUCUGGCAAAGAAAUAACAAGGAUGCAAAUCACAAUAAGAAAUUGUUUGAGGACCUCAUCAAGCUGUUAUCAGAAAACGGUAAUACUGUCGGUGUCCCAACGAAGGAUUCAUAUCAAGGUAAGCUCAUUCUUGAAUGGAAACCGCUUUGGGAAGAAGCUAAAAAGACGCAUUCUUUAAACGUAAUCGAUUGCUCUGCUGGUUUGUCUUCUACUUGGAAGGGCAAAGAUGAUAAGGAAAAGGCUUACCUUUCUGUAUCCAGUAAGGGAUCUGACAAAUUCAUGGAUCUUAUGUCAAAUGAAAUCGUCAAUGCUGUUGACGAAGAACUAAAAAUAUCAAAUUCUAAGUUGUCAGAUAAAAUUGAAAACAAGAUAGAUGAUUCCAAGUUUUUGAAGAAACUUUCAAGUGAUCUAAAUCCUUUGUGUCCUACCGACGAGAAAUUCGACGUUAAUUUCCUUGAUUGGGCCUAUUCUCCAAUUGUGCAAUCAGGUUCUAAGUUCGACCUUAAGGUUUCUGCUCGUUCUAACAACGACUCACUUUUCGGAAAGGGUUCCAUCCUAGCCUCAUGCGGUAUCAGAUACAAGAAUUACUGUUCCAAUAUCACCAGAACUUUUUUGAUUGACCCGACAGAUGAAAUGACUGACAAUUAUGACUUUUUAUUGAUUUUGCAAGAGAAGAUCAUCGAUGAUUUAUUAAAAGUAGAAGCUGAUCCAACAUCUAUUUAUGAAAAGACACUGGAAUUCAUCAAAGAAAAGAAACCGGAAUUAUUAUCUCACUUUACUAAAAAUGUUGGUUCUUUGAUGGGGUUGGAAUUUAGAGACUCUGCUGGUAUGAUCAAUGCUAAACCAACCGCUCAUAAAAUUUCAGAGAAUUGCUGUUACAAUAUUUCACUCGGAUUUGGGAAUUUAAAGGAUAGUAAAACUGGUCAGGUAUAUGCUGUUCAAUUAGCAGAUACCGUUCAACUUUCUUCUGAUGGAAAGCCAUCCACUUUGACCAAGUACACAAAGGCUAGAUCCCAAAUCUCGUUUUACUUCAACAACGAAGAAGAGAACAAAGCUGCAACUGUUAAAUCUGAAAAAAGCAAGCCUCCUGCUUUACCAAAACCUGAUGGUACAUCGAAGAUUUUGAGAUCUAAGCUACGUGGAGAAAGUCGUGCUGACGAUGAAGAGAAAGAACAAAUCCGCAAAGAGAACCAAAGAAAACUUCAUGAAAGAUUACAGAAGGAAGGUUUACUCAGAUACAGUGAUGCAGAUGCAGUAGAUGGCGAUGAGAAGCCAAAGCAUUUCUUCAAAAAGUACGAAUCUUACGUUAGGGAAACUCAAAUACCAUCCAAUGUACGUGAUUUGAAGAUUCAUGUCGACUGGAAGAGUCAGACAAUCAUUCUACCAAUCUAUGGUAGACCUGUACCUUUUCAUAUCAAUUCAUACAAAAACGGUUCUAAAAAUGAAGAAGGUGAAUACACUUAUCUCAGAUUGAAUUUCCAUUCUCCUGGUGCUGGAGGUGUCGGUAAGAAAACUGAGGAGUUGCCGUAUGAAGAGAACCCAGAGAAUCAAUUUGUUCGUUCUCUAACUUUAAGAUCUAAGGAUGGUGCUCGCAUGAGCGAUGUUUUCAAACAAAUUACUGAUCUUAAGAAGGAAUCUACCAAACGUGAACAGGAAAGAAAAGCUUUGGCUGAUGUUGUUGUCCAGGCUAAAUUGGUGGAGAACAAAACUGGUAGGACUAAACGUUUGGACCAAAUCUUUGUCAGGCCUAGUCCCGAUACCAAGCGUGUGCCAGGUACGGUGUUCAUUCAUGAAAAUGGUAUCAGAUACCAGUCUCCAUUGAGGACAGAUUCAAGAAUUGAUAUCCUAUUCUCAAACAUCAAGAAUCUAUUCUUCCAAUCAUCAAAGGGAGAACUUAUUGUGAUCAUUCAUGUUCAUCUAAAGAAUCCUAUUUUAAUGGGUAAAAAGAAGAUCCAAGAUAUUCAAUUUUACAGAGAAGCAUCUGAUAUGGCUGUCGAUGAGACAGGAAACAGCAGACGCAACAACAUGAAAUUUAGAAGAUAUGGUGAUGAAGAUGAAUUAGAACAAGAACAAGAAGAAAGAAGAAAACGUGCUGCCCUUGAUAAAGAAUUUAGAUAUUUUGCUGAAGCUAUAGCAGAGGCAUCCGAUGGUCUCCUAGAUGUAGAUUCUCCAUUUAGAGAUCUUGGUUUCCAAGGUGUUCCUUCUAGAUCAGCCGUGUUCUGUAUGCCAACGAGAGACUGCUUAAUUCAAUUAGUUGAACCGCCAUUUUUAGUCAUAAAUUUGAACGAAGUUGAGAUUUGUAUACUUGAAAGAGUUCAAUUUGGAUUGAAGAACUUUGACAUGGUCUUUGUUUAUAAAGAUUUGACAAAGCCUGUUUCUCAUAUAAACACUGUACCAAUUGAGCAACUUGAAUUCAUUAAGACAUGGUUAACAGAUGUUGAUAUUCCAUAUACUGUUUCUACAAUUAACUUGAACUGGUCGACAAUCAUGAAGUCGCUACAAGAUGAUCCUCAUCAAUUCUUUUUGGAUGGUGGGUGGUCGUUCUUGGCAACUGGAUCCGAUGAUGAAAGAUCUGAUGAGAGCGAGGAAGAAAUUUCAGAAUACGAGGCAUCUGAUGAGGAUCCAUCUGAUGAGGAAGUGUACUCUGAAGAAGAAGAGGAUUAUUCGGAUGACGAAAAAUUCAGUGAUGAAGGGUCAGAUGAUUUCGCCGAUGGAUCAGAAGAUGACGAAGGUGAUGACUGGGAUGACUUAGAAAAGAAAGCAGCUAAGGCAGAUCGUAAUAGCAAUUACAAAGAGUAA
This is a messenger RNA of Kluyveromyces lactis, 3102 nucleotides long. It is a transcript of the gene SPT16, whose product is annotated as chromatin-remodeling protein SPT16. The record is from RefSeq and is a predicted model, not a curated record. Gene Ontology annotation, molecular function: nucleosome binding. The coding region runs from base 1 to 3102 and encodes 1033 amino acids. Lineage: Eukaryota; Fungi; Ascomycota; Saccharomycetes; Saccharomycetales; Saccharomycetaceae. Gene Ontology annotation, biological process: positive regulation of transcription elongation by RNA polymerase II; transcription elongation by RNA polymerase II. The transcript has a single exon. Gene Ontology annotation, cellular component: FACT complex.